UACUGCAUACACAUAAUGGAAAUAGCAACUAUCAAUGGAUUGAACAUUGGAAAAAGUUGAAGCAGAAGUCAUAUUUUAAUUAUCGGAUUAGUGAGCUUGCAGAGGACCAUUAUAACAGUGGAAAUGUCAUUGACCAAAUGUCCAAUCACAACAUACAUCAGGUUGUUCCUAUUGUGGAGAAGACGUACAAUGGAAGUAAAUGUGUCCAAUCUUUUCAGCAGUCUUCAGAUUACUCUGAACAGGAUAAUAUUCAUGCUGGGGAGGAGGCUUACAAAUGGAAUCCAUGUGGGAGAGUCUUCAGUCAAAUAUUCAAUCUAAAUAUAAUGGAAAAAAUCCAUAGUGGGGAAAAACCUUAUCAAUGUAAAGAUUCUAAUAAAACAUCUAAUUGGCCUUCAAGUUCUACUCUAAAUCAGAAAACUCACACUGCAGAGAAGACUUACAAAUAUGAAGCAUGUGGCAAAGCCUUUAAAUGUCAUUCAUCUCUUAUUGUACAUACGGGAGGAAAUCAUACUAUAGCAAAAUUUUGCAAACUCAAAGAAAAUGGAACAGGCUUUAGUCAGUCCUCAAGACAUAAUCAACAUCAUAGAAAUUAUAUAGAAGAAAAGUCUUAUAAGUGUUCAGAGUGUGGCAAAGUCUUUAGCCGGCCUUCAACAUUUAGUAUUCAUCUCAGAAUUCACACUGGAGAGAAACCUUAUAAAUAUAGAGAAUAUGACAAAUCCUUUAACAGCCAUGUGGUUCUUAGUAAUCAUCACAGUGUUCAUUCUGAAGAUAAGCCUUAUAAAUGUAGAGAAUGUGGUAAAGCAUUCCUCCACAUAUCAAACAUGAUUCGACAUCAGAAAGUUCAUACUGGAGAGAAACCUUACAAAUGUAAAGAAUGUGGCAAAGCCUUUAGUCAGUCCUUCUGCCUUAAUCGGCAUCAGAGUGUUCAUACUGGAGAGAAGCCUUAUAAAUGUACAAAAUGUGGAAAAGCAUUCAGUGAGUCUGCAAGCCUUAAUCGACAUCAGAGAGUUCACACUGGAGAAAAGCUGUAUAAAUGUAGAGAAUGUGACCAAGCCUUUAGCUGGCCCUCAACCCUUAGUAGUCAUCAGAAAAUUCACACUGGAGAGAAACCUUAUAAAUGUAGAGAAUGUGGCAAAGCCUUCAGUCAGUCCUCCUCCCUUAAUCGUCAUCAGAGUGUUCAUACUGGAGAGAAGCCUUAUAAAUGUACAGAAUGUGGCAAAGCGUUCAGUGAGUCUGCAACCCUUAAUCGACAUCAGAGAGUUCAUACUGGAGAAAAGCUGUAUAAAUGUGGAGAAUGUGACCAAGCCUUUAGCUGGCCCUCAACCCUUACUAAUCAUCAGAAAAUUCACACUGGAAAGAAACCUUAUAAAUAUAGAGAAUAUGGCAAAUCCUUUAUUAGCCAUGCAGGUGUUACUAAUCGUCAAGAUGUUCAUACUGAAGAUAAACCUUAUAAAUGUAGAGAAUGUGGUAAAGCUUUCUUCCAUGCCUCGAACGUGAUUCGACAUCAGAAAGUUCAUACUGGAGAGAAACCU
Pipistrellus kuhlii (Kuhl's pipistrelle) is the source of this 1532-nucleotide messenger RNA. RefSeq names its product zinc finger protein 501-like. The record is from RefSeq and is a predicted model, not a curated record. Lineage: Eukaryota; Metazoa; Chordata; Mammalia; Chiroptera; Vespertilionidae. The transcript has 2 exons. The annotation marks the transcript as partial.